Molecule: messenger RNA, 258 nt
Organism: Hepatospora eriocheir
Lineage: Eukaryota; Fungi; Microsporidia; Hepatosporidae
Source: the annotation of a GenBank genome assembly
AUGUUGAUGAGAUUAAUGAUUCUAUUUUUUAAAAUAACUUAUAAUAGAGAUUAUGAUAAUGUAAUUUAUAACAGAGAUUAUGAUAAUGUAAAUAGGGGACUUUUUAAUAUAAAUUUUUUAAGUUUUAGAAGAUUUAUUUUAAAUGAAAUAAAAGCUACUUCUGAUAAAGCAACAAUGACAGAAAGACAAACAAAAUCUGAGUUUAAUAAUAAAAACAAGCUAUCAGACCAUAUAGUUUUAAUGAUUUUUAUUUUUUAA